AGGAAAGGAGUACGGUUAUGUUGUAACAGUAUAGUGCGGCUCUUGCGCGCGGACAGCGUUUAAAGAGACUGUGGGGGAGUUCGACCGAUCGACGAGUCUUUUUUCCCCCCGGUCCGGCCGGGAGACAGUCUUUAGCCGGGGGACCGUCUGUAGUCGGGAGAACGUCUGUAGUGGGAAAGCCCUCGAAAGAUGAUGUGGAAUUGGAAGAUUCUGUUUGCGCGCGUGAGCUGCGCCGGCUUUCUUCUGUUUUGGAUUACAGUGGGAACGACUGUAGUACACGUAGUUGGCUCUCAGCAAGGAAUUCCUUUAUCAGUUGUAAAGCUCUGGGCCUCUGCAUUUGGUGGAGAGAUUAAAUCCAUCUCUGCAAAAUACUCAGGGUCCCAGCUGUUGCAAAAGAAAUACAAAGAAUUUGAGAAGUCUGUCAGGGUGGAGGAAAUUGAUGGCGUUAAACUGGUGAAAACCUUGGCGCAGAGGAUGGAAGAAAUGUUUCGGAGAAAAGCGGAGGCGACGCGGCGUCUUGUGGAGGCUGCAGAAGAGGCUCAUCUGCAGCAUGAGGAGAACCCAGACCUGCAGUACGAGUACUUCAACGCAGUGCUGAUCAACGAGGUGGACAACGAAGGGAACAGUGUGGAGCUGGGAGGAGAGUUCCUCCUGGAGCCCAACGACCACUUCAACAACCUGUCAGUCAACCUCAGCCUCAGUGUGGUCCAGGUGCCCACCAACAUGUACAACAAAGAUCCUGACAUUGUAAAUGGAGUGUAGUCUGAAGCCCUGAACAAAGUGUUUGUGGACAACUUUGAGAGAGACCCAUCACUUAUAUGGCAAUACUUUGGCAGUGCCAAGGGCUUCUUCAGACAGUACCCCGGUGAGAUUGAAGUGGUCAAAUGGCAUCCGGACGAGCACGGGGUGAUCGCCUUCGACUGCAGGAACAGGAAAUGGUACAUCCAGGCGGCGACCUCGCCCAAGGACGUGGUGAUCCUGGUGGACGUGAGCGGCAGCAUGAAGGGCCUGAGGCUGACCAUCGCCCGGCAGACCGUCUCCUCCAUCCUGGACACGCUGGGCGACGACGACUUCUUCAACAUCCUCGCUUACAAUCAGGAGAUCCGCUACGUGGAACCUUGUCUUAAUGGAACCUUGGUACGAGCUGACAGAACCAACAAAGACCAUUUCCGCGAGCAUCUGGAUAAGCUGUUUGCCAAGGGGAUCGGUUUACUGGGCGAUGCGCUGGCAGAGGCGUUCACCAUUCUGCGGGAGUUCAACCAGACAGGCCGGGGCAGUGUGUGUAGUCAGGCCAUCAUGCUGGUGACGGAUGGAGCCACGAAGAUGUAUGAUGAGGUGUUCGCCAAGUACAACUGGCCUGACAGGAAGGUGCGCAUAUUCCCUUACCUGAUUGGGCGAGAAUCGGCCUUCGCUGAUAACCUCAAAUGGAUGGCCUGUGCCAACAAAGGCUACUUCAGUCAGAUCUCCACCCUGGCUGACGUGCAGGAGAACGUGAUGAGGUACCUUCAUGUCAUGAGUCGGCCCAAAGUCAUCGACCAUGAGCAUGACACUGUCUGGACAGAAGCCUACAUAGACAGCACUCUACGAGACAAGAACCAACCCAGUUUGAUGACUACAGUGGCCAUGCCUGUGUUCAGCACCAGGAAUGAGACGAAGAACCAAGGUAUUCUGCUAGGGGUCGUGGGCACAGACAUCCCCCUCCAAGAACUGAUGAAGAUCAUCCCAAAACACAUGCUGGGGAUCCAUGGAUAUGCGUUUGCCAUCACUAACAACGGCUACAUCCUCACCCACCCGGACCUGAGGCCUCUGUACCAGCAGGGCCAGAAGAGAAGGAAGCCGAACUACAGCAGCGUGGACCUGUCUGAGGUGGAGUGGGAGGACAAGGACGACUUUUUGCGGAGCGCCAUGGUGAACAGGAAGACCGGAACCUUCUCCAUGGAGGUGAAGAAGACCGUGGACAAGGGGAAACGCGUGCUGAAAAUGCACAACGAUUACUACUACACUGACAUCAAAGGGACGCCGUUCAGUGUUGGUGUGGCUCUGUCCAGAGGACAUGGCAAAUACUUCUUCAGGGGAAACGUGUCUGUAGAGGCAGGACUCCAUGACCUAGAACAGCCAGAUGUCGCCCUGGCAGAUGAAUGGACUUACUGCAACACAGAUGAGCAGCAUGAGCACCGCUACCUCACCCAGAUCCAGGCCAUCAAACUCUACCUGACGGGUCGUAGGCCUCAUCUCAAAUGUGACAGAGAGCUGAUACAGGAAGUGUUGUUUGACGCUGUGGUCACAGCCCCUCUGGAGGCCUACUGGACUGGACUGGCCCUCAACAAGUCUGAGAACUCAGACAAAGGGGUAGAGAUCGCCUACCUGGGAACACGCACUGGACUGUCCAGGACCAACCUGUUUGUUGUCCCAGAGCACCUGUCCAAUCAGGACUUCCUGACAGCUGAGGACAAAGAGGGGGUGUUCAAUGCGGACCACUUCCCUCUGUGGUACAAACGAGCAGCGGAACAGGUUCCUGGAACCUUCGUGUACUCCAUCCCCUUUGGCUCAGCGUCAGAGAAUAAGAGUGUUGUUCUGGCCAGCACUGCCAUCCAGCUACUGGAUGACAGAAAGUCCCCCAUCGUUGCUGCUGUGGGGAUCCAAAUGAAGUUGGAAUUCUUCCAAAGAAAAUUCUGGACUGCCAGUCGACAGUGUGCUGCUCUGGAUGGAAAAUGCACCAUCAGUUGUGAUAGUGAGGAUAUCAAGUGUUACCUCAUCGACAACAAUGGCUUCAUCCUGGUCACGGAAGACUACUCCCAGACAGGACUCUUCUUUGGCGAAGUGGAGGGAGCUGUGAUGAACAAGCUUCUUCUGAUGGGCUCCUUCAAAAGGAUCACACUGUAUGACUACCAGGCUGUGUGUAAAGAUUAUUCCGGGAGUAGCGACAGUGCUCGUACUUUAUCAGACCCUUUCACUGUUGUGAAAUGGUUCCUGACUGAACUGGUCAUUUUUCUACUGGAGUUUAACCUGUACAGCUGGUGGAACGUUGAUCUCACUGUGAAAGCCCAGAGGUCCCGGGGGAAGACCAUGAUGGUUCCAUGUGACACAGAGUACCCUGCCUUCGUAUCGGAGCGCACCAUCAAGGAGACCACCGGCACCAUCGAGUGUGAGAGCUGCUCCAGGUCGUUUGUUAUUCAGCAGAUUCCCAGCAGUAACCUCUUCAUGGUUGUUGUGGACAACAAGUGCGAAUGUAGUUCUGCCCCGGUCGUCAGCAUGGAGCCCAUUGAGAUCAUGUAUAUCGAGUCCUUGAAAUGUGAUAGACUGAAGUUUCAGAAGGACAGAAAAAGGCCUGAGUCAUGUCAUCCUUUCCACCCAGAGGAGAAUGCCAUGGAGUGUGGGUCAGCUACCGGCAUUGCUGCCCCACUCACAGCAGCGCUGCUGCCCCUAGUGGCCACUCUUCUUACUACGUGACCUGAAGAUCUGAGCAUCCCUGGACCCAACACUGGAGACAAGCAGACACCAGCCAAAAAUACAGUGUAACUCCAGAGGCCGACAAUAUAUAAGGAACUGAUUCUAUUCAUUUACAAAAGGGGGGGUAUCAUGGCCAAUCAGAGUUCGCUUUGCUUACCGCCAAAAGAGAUACUAGCCAAUUAGAAUGCACUGAUUAUGUAGUGGUGUGCCAAACCAGUCUUAGGUUGGGCUACUUUAAUAACCAUGAAAAAUGCACUGUGAACGCAAAAACAAAAAUCUCAGAUUAUAACCAGUGAGCUGCAGCACAGAACGUUUCUUCUAGGUACAGAGUACAAAAAAAAUAGACUGUAGUCAGACAAAGAUAUAAAACUGUCUAAAAUAGCAGCUGAAUGACUAGUUUCUAUAAUCAGCAAUACGUUGCCAGAAACAGUGACACAUUGCUGUGAGAUCUGCCAGUUUCUGAGGUAAAUAUUUUUGAAUUUAUCUUUAAGAAUCGCAUUCUGUGAUUGUGUCUUUGACAGGGAUAACGUCAAAUAUCCCAGGUAAACAAACAAGGUAAAUAUUAAAGUUGUUUUAUUCUGCCUGCUUCUCAUUUUUACAGCAGCUGACGUUUCAUACAAAGAAAAAUAUGCAUGAAAAAAAGAAAAGAAAACAACGAACAGUACGUUCUGUAGCGCGAGAAGACUCUCGAGCGAGAGAAGACUCCGCUGUGCUGGCUGCCAUAUGAAAAUGAUGAAUAAUUGCUUGUUUUGAAGAAUGUUACUGUGUACACUACCAUCAACGUUUAUGUUGGCGCCCAAUUCCCUAAUCCUAUCUUUGACAAAGCUGUUCAAUAAACACAAAUAAUUAUUUUCCAUCAUCUGUCCCUCAUCUCUG
This is a messenger RNA of Osmerus eperlanus (European smelt), 4326 nucleotides long. Its product is annotated as voltage-dependent calcium channel subunit alpha-2/delta-3-like. The record is from RefSeq and is a predicted model, not a curated record. Gene Ontology annotation, molecular function: voltage-gated calcium channel activity. Gene Ontology annotation, cellular component: voltage-gated calcium channel complex. NCBI's taxonomy places the organism in Eukaryota, Metazoa, Chordata, Actinopteri, Osmeriformes, Osmeridae.